This is a messenger RNA of Penicillium nucicola, 708 nucleotides long. RefSeq lists its product as uncharacterized. The record is from RefSeq and is a predicted model, not a curated record. The transcript has a single exon. The coding region runs from base 1 to 708 and encodes 235 amino acids. NCBI's taxonomy places the organism in Eukaryota, Fungi, Ascomycota, Eurotiomycetes, Eurotiales, Aspergillaceae.
AUGCGUCUAUUUAGUCAAGCCGAGGAGAACGCUGCUCAGCUCUAUGAUUCCUGCUGGCAUAGGCUCUGCUAUGCCUUCGAUGGAGAUAAACUAUUCGAUUGCUUCCGAACCCUAGACGGGGGGCCGCAUGCAGCUGCCCGUCGGCCAUCAGAUUUCAAUCGACUAACAUGGGACACACCGCUGCGUCUGGCCAUUCAGUCGAAUCGCCCAGAUCUGGUCGAGAGGUUCUGUCAUUACUAUCCACCUCCUGGAUAUGUCCUAUAUACGCCCGGUGGUGAGACCGAUCUGGAUUUUGCUGUUCGCUGUCAAAAGCCAAACUCUCCCGAAUGUCUCUACCAUAUGUUGUCCAUGCCUACACUGCGUGUCUGGAUGGCGUCUACGUAUGGAAACCCUGAUUAUGCUAUUAUGAAGAUUGCCGAACUGGUCUUUUCUUGGUAUACGGUAUUGGAAGACGCUUUGAACAACGUACCCCAGACCCCGCAUAAUAUGGUACGGUUUGCACCUGCCAUGGCCGAGCUUCGUCAAUUGGCAAAUCGCAAGAUGUGUGCGGUCUUGAGCCAUUCUCGGCCUCAAUCGUUCCAGGACCAAGUGACAGCGCGCAGUUGGCGUAGAGUUCGCCGCUUGGGGGGAAGUACCAACCGCAGGUUCCUACAACAACUCAUUAGGCCCGGUGUUGCAUUUCAUGCGACCAGGACUGUAGGAAGAUGA